UUUUUUGUUUUUUUUGCUUUUGCUUUUCAAUCCCCUUUCCCCUUCUGUCUUUAGGAUUAUAAUCCUGACCUUAUUCCUGUGAUGGAGGACACCGGGAUGCACAGAGGGAUAUGGGAUGGAGACGCCAAAGCGGUCCAGCAGUGUCUGACGGACAUUUUCACCAGCGUUUACACCACUUGUGACAUCCCGGAAAACGCCAUCUUCGGCCCUUGCGUGCUCAGCCAUACCUCGCUCUACGACAGCAUCGCUUUCGUCGCGCUCAAGUCCACCGACAAGAGGACCGUGCCCUAUAUAUUCAGGGUAGACACCUCGGCAGCCAACGGCUCCUCGGAAGGCUUAAUGUGGCUGCGGCUGGUCCAGUCUGCCAGAGACAAAGAGGAGCAAAACCUCGAAGCCUACAUAAAAAAUGGACAAUUGUUUUACCGCUCGCUCCGACGGAUUGCCAAAGACGAGGAAUUAUUGGUUUGGUACGGGAAGGAGCUGACCGAAUUACUUCUGCUGAGCACCGCCAGGACGCACAGCAAAAUGAAUGAGUCGCCCCCUUAUACUUGCAUCGAGUGCAGCCAGCGCUUCCAGUUCGAGUACCCGUACGUGGCGCACCUGCGCUUCCGCUGCCCCAAGCGACUGCACGGCGCAGACAGCAGCCCGGCCGACGACUCCAGCACCAAGGACAGCAACACCAAGGAGCAGGAGGGCGCCCUGGGGCCGGGAGCCACCAAGUUCCACGGCAAGCCCACCGGGGGCGCCACGCCUCAGCACCCCCCGCCCCAGCACCAUCGCCACCACUACCACGGCGCUCAGGACAGCAACGGCAACGCGGGCGUGACCAAGCCUUCCACGGACUUCCACAACUUGGCGCGCGAGCUGGAGAACUCGCGGCACAACAGCAGCUCCCCCAGCAGCCGGGAGCAGCUGGAGGGCAGCCCGGACGCCAGCAGCCACGGCAGCAGAGCCAAGAGGAAAUACCCGGCCGGGGAGCAGCUGGCGGAGGAGAGAGGAGCAGCGGUGGCAGCGGCUAGGGGGCGCUUGGAGAGGCCUGUGCCUUCUUCGCCGAAGGAGGAGCUCGUGUGCACCCCGCAGCAGCAAUACCGGCCGGCGGGGAGCUAUUUCGGCCUGGAGGAGAGCAGCCGUCUGUUCGGCCCGCCCAGCCCGGAGACUGGAGAAGCCAAGCGGAGCGCCUUUGUGGAAGUGAAGAAGGCCUCCCGAGGGCUGGAAGCAGGCGACGAGGAGAAAGAGCGAGGCUCCCCGGGCAGCGCGCAAGCGGGCGGCGCGGCGGACAAGGCGCCCGGGCACCUGCUGGGCGCGCGCUCCGGAGGCAGCGCCUUCUCCACAGUGCCCUCCUCUCAGCCUUCCGGCGUGGGCAGCCCGGAAGAGAGGAAGAGCGCGUUCUCUCAGCCCGCGAGAUCCACUUUCUCCACUUCGUCUGCCUCUUCGUCAGCCCACGUUACGCAGCUCGUGCUGGGCCAGAAGCUGAGCGCGCUGGUGGAGGCCGGCUGCCACGCGGGCGCGGAAGGAGGCGCGCGCCUUUACGCGCCGGACCCGCUGGCGGUCAAGCUACAGGGCACGCCCGGGGAACUGAACGGCGUUGGCGGAGGAGGAGCAGGAGCAGGAGGAGCAGCCGGGGCUGGAGGAGCAGGAGGAGUUGGGGUCACGGCGGGAGGGGGCGGGCUGCCCAAGCAAAGCCCCUUCCUCUACGCCACCACCUUUUGGCCCAAGAGCUCGGCGGCGGCCGUGGCAGCGGCGGCGGCUGCAGCGGGUCCCCUCCAGCUGCAGCUGCCCUCGGCCCUAACGCUGCUGCCGCCGUCCUUCACUUCGCUGUGCCUGCCGGCGCAGAACUGGUGCGCCAAGUGCAACGCCUCCUUCCGCAUGACCUCCGACUUGGUUUACCACAUGCGCUCCCACCACAAAAAGGAGUACGCGCUCGAGCCGCUGGUCAAGAGGCGGCGCGAGGAGAAGCUGAAGUGCCCCAUAUGCAACGAGUCCUUCCGGGAGCGGCACCACCUCUCCAGGCACAUGACUUCGCACAACUGAGGCUGGCCAGGCUGCGCGCGCGAAACCCCAAGCGCAGCGCAACUUUCAGGGCCUCCUGCCCAACCCACUGCCACCCCUCUUCCUCCUCCUCCAAGGAAUUCUGGGAAUUGUAGGUUCUGGGAAAUCUCUCUGGUGGAGAAUUUCCCGGCACCGGGACAAACGUUCAACUUCCCAGAAUUCUUUUGGGUAUGCUGUGAAGGCGAAGCCGGUCUCAAGCUGGUCUGCAUUUGUAGUGUCCAGGUUUCCAAAGAGAGGGGGAGCGCAAUACGGCAUAUCCAUGUGCACACACACCUAUAGGCCUGCAUCCCUGGGGUGAGAGACACACUCACGGGCACUUAAAAUGCAAAGUAGCACUGCACCAUCAGGAAGGAGAGGAGCAGGGUGAUGGAGGCUACGGAUCAGGCAUCGCAGAAUAGCUCUGGAGUAGCCUCCUUGAUUCCCACCAGAGCUUCAACGGAAGGCUUUAAAAGGCCCUUAAAAUGGAAGUAACUGCAGAGUCUUUGAUUUUUUACAUGAUACCUCCAGAAUAUUCCACAAAGCAAUUCAUUCUGGCAUAGCUUCAUCAACUUCUGAUGAAUGCACUUUCACAACUUGCCUAACCCACUUUCUCUGAUUUAUUUUUUUGGAGCAGUCACAAGAUUUCAGAUAUUAUUGUCAUCAUCAUUACUGCUACUACUCUUGCUGUUUUGAGUGACUGGAUUGCAACCAGAGGCAAUAAACCAUUUUCACUGGAAUAGCUUUGACUCCAAGUUAAGCUGUUGUGGGAUGGGUCUUAAGAAUGCCAGAGCCCUAAAAUAAUCUAAUUAAUUUUGGAAUGAGACCUUCAAACCUAGGGGGACUUAGGACUAGAUGUGUGCAAUCCUAUGGAAGUCCCACUGAACUCUGGGAGCCCUUCGUAAACAUGCAUAGGAUAUGACUGUAAAGUGGAAUGGUUUUAGAGC
This is a messenger RNA of Lacerta agilis (Sand lizard), 2972 nucleotides long. It is a transcript of the gene PRDM8, whose product is annotated as PR/SET domain 8. The transcript has 4 exons. Gene Ontology annotation, molecular function: protein binding. Gene Ontology annotation, biological process: regulation of DNA-templated transcription. NCBI's taxonomy places the organism in Eukaryota, Metazoa, Chordata, Lepidosauria, Squamata, Lacertidae. The coding region runs from base 82 to 2031 and encodes 649 amino acids. Gene Ontology annotation, cellular component: nucleus. The record is from RefSeq and is a predicted model, not a curated record.